GUCCUCCUUCCACCCUGCCCGGAUCUCCGCUCGGCCCUUCCGCUCCGUCUGGCUGUGGGCGGCUUCCCGGGGAGCCUGGGCCGCCGCAGAUUUUAAAACUGAAGCAUUGGGCUGGCGCUGUGACGUAGCAGGUUAAAGUCCCAUAUGGGCACCAGUUCUACCCCUAGCUGUUCCACCCAAUCCAGCUCCCUGCUAAUGCAUCUGGGAAAGAAGUAGAAGAUGGUACAAGUGCUUGAGUCCCUGCAGCCACGUGGGAAAUCCAGAAGAAGCUCCUGGCUUUGGCCUGGCCGAGCCCAGGGCUGUUGUAGCCAUUUGGGGAGUGAACUAGCAAAUCUUACAGUUGAGCAUGAGUCUUCUUAUGAUUAGUGAGAAUGUAAAGUUGGCUCGUGAAUAUGCGUUGCUGGGAAACUAUGAUUCUGCCAUGGUCUAUUAUCAGGGAGUUCUUGACCAAAUGAACAAGUAUCUAUACUCAGUGAAAGAUACAUACCUUCAGCAGAAAUGGCAACAGGUGUGGCAGGAAAUAAAUGUGGAGGCUAAGCAUGUGAAGGAUAUCAUGAAAACGCUGGAGAGCUUUAAGCUGGACAGCACUCCCUUGAAAGCAGCACAGCAUGAAGUUCCAGCCUCUGAGGGCGAAGUCUGGUCCUUGCCUGUACCUGUUGAACGAAGACCAUCACCAGGACCUAGAAAACGCCAGUCUCCUCAGUACAGUGAUCCGAAACCACAUGGUAACCGGCCAAGCACAGCUGUCAGAGUUCACCGUCCGUCCGCACAAAAUCUUCACAAUGACAGAGGGAAAGCUGUUCGUUGUCGUGAAAAGAAAGAACAGAAUAAAGGAAGAGAGGAAAAGAACAAAUCUCCUGCAGCAAUUACAGAACCAGAAACAAAUAAAUUUGAUAGUACUGGAUAUGAUAAGGACUUAGUGGAAGCUCUGGAAAGAGAUAUAAUUUCUCAGAAUCCCAAUGUUCGAUGGGAUGAUAUUGCCGAUUUAGUAGAAGCUAAAAAGUUGCUUAAGGAAGCUGUGGUGUUACCAAUGUGGAUGCCAGAAUUCUUUAAGGGCAUUCGGAGACCAUGGAAAGGAGUACUGAUGGUUGGCCCACCCGGCACAGGAAAGACCCUCCUUGCUAAAGCAGUAGCUACAGAAUGCAAGACAACAUUCUUCAACGUCUCUUCAUCAACUCUGACUUCCAAAUACAGAGGAGAGUCCGAGAAGCUUGUCCGUCUUCUGUUUGAAAUGGCUCGAUUUUAUUCUCCAGCCACCAUAUUUAUUGAUGAGAUAGAUUCCAUUUGUAGUCGCAGGGGGACCUCUGAAGAACACGAAGCAAGCAGAAGGGUGAAAGCAGAGCUGCUGGUGCAGAUGGAUGGUGUUGGAGGUGCUUCUGAAAAUGAUGACCCUUCCAAAAUGGUUAUGGUUCUGGCAGCCACUAAUUUUCCCUGGGACAUAGAUGAGGCUUUAAGACGACGUCUUGAAAAGCGCAUCUAUAUUCCUUUACCAUCAGCAAAAGGCAGGGAGGAGCUAUUACGAAUAAGUCUGCGUGAGCUGGAAUUGGCUGAUGAUGUUGACCUUGCAAGUAUAGCCGAAAAAAUGGAAGGUUAUUCAGGUGCGGACAUUACCAAUGUGUGCAGGGAUGCAUCCUUGAUGGCAAUGAGAAGGCGUAUUGAAGGUCUGACUCCAGAAGAAAUCCGGAAUCUUUCAAGAGAAGAAAUGCACAUGCCUACAACUAUGGAAGAUUUUGAAAUGGCUUUAAAAAAGGUUUCUAAGUCAGUGUCGGCUGCAGACAUUGAAAGAUACGAGAAAUGGAUAUUUGAGUUUGGAUCAUGCUAAAUUCUCACAUGUACAUUGUGAGAAAUCUGCCUUAAGUCUUUGAAAAAUAAUUAAAUGUAGUAUUUCAUUGCACUGAGUGCUAUAUUUUUUUAAACUUUCAUAAUGAUAAGAUUUAAAAAAAAAGAUUCUGAAUAAAGGCAAUUUUUUUAAGC
Messenger RNA from Lepus europaeus (European hare), 1974 nucleotides. RefSeq names its product katanin catalytic subunit A1 (gene KATNA1). NCBI's taxonomy places the organism in Eukaryota, Metazoa, Chordata, Mammalia, Lagomorpha, Leporidae. Gene Ontology annotation, biological process: microtubule severing. Gene Ontology annotation, cellular component: microtubule cytoskeleton. The record is from RefSeq and is a predicted model, not a curated record. Gene Ontology annotation, molecular function: ATP hydrolysis activity; ATP binding; microtubule severing ATPase activity. The transcript has 12 exons. Bases 347 to 1822 code for a protein of 491 amino acids.